AUGAAUAUCAAAACCUUGCAUUUAACCAUAUAUCACAACAACAACAAAAAAUUCCAAACAGUAAUCACUGAUCCUCAUGAUACAUUUGAAACUUUAUUGACCAGUAUAGAAGAAUUUAUGGAUUUCAAAGAUGAUGUUAUUGGAUGUUACUUAAAACUUGGGAAUAGAUGGAGUGAAGUGUCCUUAAAUGAUUCCACAUUCAUGGCAUUCGCACCAGAAAUAAAACAUGUCAAAUAUAUAUUAACAACAAAUAAUAUAAAUAAUCUAAAACCUGAUUUUGUCAUUCAUAUUCCUAAUACAAAAAUAAAAAUUCCAAUAGAUGCAGCAGAUGGAAUAAAUAAUUUGAAUAAAAUGAAUGAAACAAAUGAUUUGAAUAAUUAA
This is a messenger RNA of Entrophospora sp. SA101, 381 nucleotides long. NCBI's taxonomy places the organism in Eukaryota, Fungi, Glomeromycota, Glomeromycetes, Entrophosporales, Entrophosporaceae. The record is from the annotation of a GenBank genome assembly.